Pogoniulus pusillus (Red-fronted tinkerbird) is the source of this 454-nucleotide messenger RNA. RefSeq names its product protein disulfide-isomerase TMX3-like. Bases 16 to 294 code for a protein of 92 amino acids. The record is from RefSeq and is a predicted model, not a curated record. The transcript has 3 exons. Gene Ontology annotation, molecular function: protein disulfide isomerase activity. Gene Ontology annotation, biological process: peptidyl-cysteine oxidation. Lineage: Eukaryota; Metazoa; Chordata; Aves; Piciformes; Lybiidae. Gene Ontology annotation, cellular component: cell surface; endoplasmic reticulum.
GAGGCUAAAGCCUGCAUGUCUGGACCCUCAUCGGGAAAAAGGGACUCCCUACCAAGCUACAGACUCGAGCUGACCAUCCGUACUACCGUCGCCUUGAAUGCCUCCAACCAGCAGUGUUUGCUGCCAGACAGACACCUUGAGAAGACAGAGGACAUGGUUAAGUUCAUGAAGGAUAUCUUGGAUGGUGCUGCUGAAGCACAGGCUGGUGAUGGACUUCUGCAACGAAGCAAGAGAGUCAUCUAUGAGGCCAAGGCUGCUGUAAUGGUAGAGUUCAUUGCUUAUUCAGUGAGGUGAUGCUCUUGUCAGUCAAGAAGGACUUAGUUGCAGAGGCUUUGGAAAUGCUUUGAUGUAAGCUUGUUGCCAUGCUGUGCCUAGUGUAUCUAUUGUCACUAUUUAGAACUAGGCUUAAACCAAAUGAACUUCUUGAUUAAAACAGCCAAUCAUGUCUGCCACA